AUGUCUUCCCUAAUGUCCAAGUUGUGCCCCCGCUGGAACUACCUAUCUAACCACUUAUUAGACGUAGAUGGCAGAAUUAUCCUAAUUUGGCAGCAUCCUAUGCAAGUCCAGAUUGUUAAUCAAAGCAGACAGUCAAUUACCUGCCUUCUUUCACUGCCUAACCAGGAAGCUUUCUACUUCACAUCAGUUUAUGCCUCAAAUGAAACAGCAGAUAGAGUUGAUCUUUGGGCAGAGCUUCUGCUUCUUCAUGCCACUCUUGACCUUGAUAAUAACAAGUGGAUGAUUGGAGGUGAUUUCAACCAGAUCAUUUACCCCUAUGAACACUCCUCUGACUCAGUCUCUGUCCCAGAUAUCAGCAUGUAUCAUAUGCGUGAUUGCUUGCUCCAAGCUGGCUUGUUCGACCUGCGGUUUAACGGCCCAAUUCACAUGUGGACUAAUAACCAACCUGAGAGCCCCAUUGCUAAAAAGCUAGACAGAUUGCUGGUGAACUCUGCGUUCCUCUCAACCUUCUCCCAUGCCUAUGCCUCUUUCCUUCCCCAACUCUUCUCUGACCACACCCCAUGUCUAAUCGAUCUUGCCUUCUCCCUCCCUAAAGCUGGAACCCACCCUUUCAAGUUUCAAAACUACCUCACCAAACAUCCCAACUUCUCUGAGCUGAUCCUCGACGCCUGGGUUCGGACCGGAAGCAUGAGCUGUAACCUAAAGCAUUUCUGUUGGAAACUUAAAAUCAUCAAGAAUGAUUUAAAGCGAUUGAACAAAGAUAAUUACUCAAAAAUCCAAGAGAGAGUGACUGAAACUUACGGUUUGUUACAAUGUGUGCAGAUCCUUCCUACAACAUCAUCGCCUACUGCUUGGUUUGCUGACUUGACCCCCUUCCGCUGCUCACAUGCCCAAGCUCAGGCAAUGCUCACCUUACCAACAUCAGAGGAGAUUAGAAAACUGUUUUUCAAACUUAAUCCAAACAAGUCUCCAGGGCCUGAUGGACUGACCUCAGGUUUCUUUAAAGCGGCAUGGGAUGUAGUAGGAGAAGAGGCAGUGUGCUCAAUCCAGCAUUUUUUCUACUUUGGCUUCCUUCCUGCUACCACAAAUGCCACUAUCCUGUCUCUGAUCCCAAAGUUUCCAGGAGCGUGUAGAGUAUCUGAUUUCCGCCCCAUCUCUUGUCUCAAUACAGUCUAUAAAGUCAUUUCUCGCCUUCUAGUUGCCAGACUCAAGCCAAUACUGCCCCAUUUGAUCCUCUCCUGUCAAACGGCAUUUGUGAAGGACAGAUUAUUAGUGGAAAAUACGGUGCUUGCAAGUGAACUAGUUCAUGGCUAUCACAAGAAUAAAGGAGAAAAAAAAAUCACCAUUAAAGUGGACAUUGCUAAGGUUUUUGAUACCAUCUCCUGGGAAUUUCUCUUCUCCUGUCUCCAAGGCCUACAACUGCCUCCGCCAUUCAUCUCCCUGCUUAGAGCAUGCAUAUGUACCACAAGCUUUAUGGUUGGUUACAAUGGAACAGUUAAUGGAUUUUUUAAAGGAAAAAGAGGUCUUAGGCAAGGGGAUCCCCUCUCUCCAUACCUGUUUGUAAUCGCCAUGAACUGUCUCUCCUAUAUGCUAAAUCAGGCGGCGGCUCAAGAGAAAGUGAAAUAUCACACUAACUGUCGAGCCAUGAAGCUUACUCAUCUCUCAUUUGCCGACGACCUGCUUAUCUUCAUAGAUGGAUCACUGGAAUCUGUGCAAAAUGUUCUUCAGGUGCUACACGAGUUCGAACAGAGAUCAGGCUUGGCAGUGAGCUUUCAGAAAACAAGUUUCUUUGCCUCCGGCCUAGAUGACAGUGAAGUUGCAACUAUACAAGCAUCAACGGGUAUGGUUUGUGGAACGCUGCCGGUGCGGUAUCUUGGGGUCCCUCUCAGCUCGAAGAAGCUCAACCUCGCAAAUUGCGAACCUCUGAUCCAUCAGAUAAAGGCUAGGCUCUCAAACUGGUCAGUCAAAUCCCUCUCUUUCUCUGGUAGACUGCUUCUCAUCAAGACAGUAAUCACUGGCAUAACAACUUUUUGGUGUUCUGCUUUUAUCCUCCCUAAAGCCUGCAUAUCAAGAAUUAACUCUCUUUGUAGCACUUUUUUAUGGAAAGGCAAUAUCGAUAGUCAUAACUCUGCAAGAGUGGCCUGGGACAGAGUGGUACUUACAAAAUCUCAAGGAGGACUUGGAGUGAAGGAUCUUUAUACUUGGAAUAAAGCUUGUUGCCUGAAGCUAAUAUGGCUUCUCUUCUUCCGAGGGGGCUCAAUCUGGGUGGCAUGGUUUAUAGAAGUCAUUUUACAAGGGUCAAUUCAUAACUACUGGACAACCAAACCGAAAGUCUCAUUCUCCUGGCUUGCGAACAAGUUGCUGAAAUUAAAGGAUGAAGUUUUCCAGCUUAUCAAGCAGAGACUAGAGAAUGGACUUACGGCAAGAUUUUGGUUCGAUAAUUGGUCUCCCUUCGGGAACUUGGCAGCUCAUCUUAAUCUCUCAUCUUCACGACUGGGAAUCCCUCUCAGAGCAACUGUAGCUUCACUCCGCAGGAACGGCCUUUGGCGAAUCCCUCAGGCAAGAUCAGACGCACAGCUCGAGCUCCAUGCUUUCCUUACAACAGUUGAGUUCUCUGAAAAUGAGGAUUAUUAUGAGUGGGAAAUCGAUGGUAAGGUCUCAAAGAAGUUCAAUACAAGGGAGGCUUACACUUUCUUGCGAGGAAAUAUUGAUGAAGUUAACUGGUCCUCCAUAGUAUGGACGCAAUACAGCAUACCUCGACAUAAUUUUCUUGUUUGGCUAGCAAUUCUAGAUAGAUUUCCCACCAAAGAUCGACUUAUAAAAUGGGGAUUAAACGUGCCACCGACUUGUCUUCUUUGUAACUCAGCUGAAGAGGCUCGGAAUCACCUCUUUCAUGAAUGCAACUUCAGUUUUGAUCUGUGGUCAUUGAGAGAAAACAGGCUAGGGAUUCAGCCAAACCGACAAUGGGAUCAUACAGUCAAUCAGAUGAGGCAGUUACCUCGACAACGAGCUCACCGGUCAAAGCGACUUCUCAUCCUCCUUGCCUGGCAAUCGACGAUCUACUGGACUUGGUCUGAGAGAAACACCAGGCUUCAUCAGAAUACUUUCAAAACGGUUGACGCUAUCUUCACUGUGGUUGAUCGACAGCUUCGGAAUAAAAUUCUCAGUUUUAGAGAAACGAAUCCGGUUCUCUCCUCUGCCAUGAUGCAACAAUGGAUCUGA
Messenger RNA from Brassica napus (rape), 3222 nucleotides. RefSeq lists its product as uncharacterized. The transcript has 2 exons. The record is from RefSeq and is a predicted model, not a curated record. Lineage: Eukaryota; Viridiplantae; Streptophyta; Magnoliopsida; Brassicales; Brassicaceae. The coding region runs from base 1 to 3222 and encodes 1073 amino acids.